GCAGUUGGCACUAUAACCUCACAGAGAGUAAGACGUCAUUCUAGAAACAGCCGUCGCAAUGACGAGUAUUAAGUGUGUGAAAUUGUUUGCGUAUUUGUUGGUAUGUUUAGGAAUAGUGAAUGGAAAUGGGUUAGGUGUAGUGUUUGAGUGGAAAGAGUUAGACUUUGCCUAUCCAAAUUCAAGUGCUCGUCAAGCUGCACUUGAAAGUAAGUCUUUUAUUCCAAGUAACAAUGUUCCUGUAGGAUUGGAAGUUUGGAAGAAUAAACUGUUUAUAACAGUACCAAGAUGGAAACCCGGCGUCCCAGCCUCUCUAUCUUAUGUCGACUUGAAUCAAGCUGGCAGGACUUCGCCACAGCUAAAACCUUACCCAGAUUGGUCGACUCAUGAUGUCAACUCAGUCGCCUCGCGCGUUAUAGAUCGGAGAAACAUUACUCACAUAGUUUCGCCUUUCCGAAUCAGGGCUGAUUCAUGCGACAGAUUAUGGGUUCUCGACACUGGGAAAUCAGACAUCCUGGGCAGCGAAGAAAAGAUCGGCCCGAACCAGCUCCUGGUUUACAACCUGGAAAACGACGAACUGGUUCGACGUUACGAAAUCCCCAAAAAAUUCACAAAGGACGAAUCCUUCUUUGCCAAUAUUGCUGUAGAUGUGAGGAACAAGGACUGUGAGGACACUUUCGCGUACAUGGCCGAUCUCGGAGCUUCAAGCAUGGUCGUGUACAGCUUGAAGAAGAAUGAAUCGUGGAGGGUAACACACAAAUAUUUUUACAACGACCCAAAGGCUGGAAAAUACCACGUGGCUGGAGUAAGCUUUGAGUGGACUGAUGGACUGUUCGGACUAGCUCUCUCAGCCGAGGACAGCGAAGACAGAUACAGGACUAUGUACUUCCAUCCAUUCUCGAGUUUUAGCGAAUUCGCCGUCUCUACCAGAAUCCUUCAGAAUCAGACGCUGUGGACAGACCCUGCUCUGGCCGGUGCCAGCGACAAGAACUUCAUGCUCCUGGGCGAACGAGAAAACAAUACUCAGUCAUGUGCAUCUUUCUUUGACGAGAAGACGGGGAUCCUUCUGUAUACUCAGGUUACUCGGAAUGCUAUCGGAUGCUGGAAUUCCGGCCAGAAGUAUACUCCGAUGACGCAAGGCCAAGUCGCAGCCAACAACGUGACCAUGGUUUUCCCUAAUGACAUCAAGGUGGACUCGCAGAGGAACGUGUGGGUUCUUACCGACCGGAUGCCACUCUUCAUGUUCAAGGGCCUCGACCGCUCUGACGUGAACUUCCGGGUCCUGUCAGCGCCCAUAGAUCGAGCCGUGGCCGACACUGUCUGCAUGAGAAGCUCUGCGGUAGUUCUGUCACCACUAGGGUUCAUUUUCGUGAUAUCGGUGAUUCACAGGCAAUUUGCUUGAUGUCAGAUGUCCUGGUUAUUCUGAUAUCAUGGUCUUAAACAGUUCCUGCAGGAAAAUGUUAUAAACGCACCUUCAGAUAUGUGAUAUUAUCAUCUAGUGGUCAGCGACCAUGCUCAUAUCCCGGAGGUCUCGGUUCGAAUAAUGGCUUGUAAACCCAGUAUUAUAAGGGAGGUUUUUCAUGCCAACUACUAACUGGCCAUGGUCCUACCGUGUCCUUUCAAAUUUAUCAUUCAAUGUCAUCGGAGCUUCGCAGCAGAUUUGGACUCUGAUCUUACGAAUUGUAAAACUGUGUGGUCUAGUAGGUUGUUAUCAAUGUUUCAGAUGAAAGUACUUGUGCUAUUAUAUUUUAACAUUACGUGAUAUCGUAACCCGGAACAACACUCUAAUGUUUUAUCGCGACGAGAACAUAAAAUGUCACGAAAUAUAUAUAUGGUUUUAAAAUGACUGAAAAUUUGUGCCAAGAUUGCAGAUAUUUGAAGCUGCACAGAAAAUUAAUGUGCCAGCUCAAGUCCUCUGUCAGGCUUUUUGGAGUAAGAACCAAGGAUUCUGCUGUGGAAGCAAAGAGCUCUCUUCAUAAAUGCACUCGUAGAAAACAGGAGGUGAAAGAAAUAAUUUUGAAAUUUCACUUGCGUCUUAUUCACGUGUCUUUCAGACCACAUUUGUUUUGGUUAUAUGAAUUGUAAAAAUUGUAAUAUAAUUUUUGAUCAAUUA
Messenger RNA from Zootermopsis nevadensis, 2110 nucleotides. Its product is annotated as protein yellow. Gene Ontology annotation, cellular component: extracellular region. The record is from RefSeq and is a predicted model, not a curated record. NCBI's taxonomy places the organism in Eukaryota, Metazoa, Arthropoda, Insecta, Blattodea, Termopsidae.